GCCCAGCCGUGGGGGAGGGGCGGGGUCCUCCAGCCCCCACGCUACCAGUGUGUGGGGUGUGGCGCCGUUCUGGUAAGCCCCACCCCAGGACCCCAAAUCCUGCCCCAACACCCCCCUCCCCUAGAAGGUUGCCUGCGGGUCUUGGAGCCUGGCUGAUGGCCCACCCCGGCCUCCUCGGGAGAUGGGGCUGCAGACAUCAGGGGUCAGGCCGUCCUUCCCCCCACACCAGCUCCGCUGCUGGCAUCCCUCACCCGAUUCCUGAUUUGGGGGUGAGAACUGGCUCCCAGAAACCCUGGGUCCUGUCCCCUGACCUCCUGCCUGGCAUCAGAGAGAAGCUGCUGCGAGGGGUGGGCCUGGCUGCCGGGGGUGCAUGGGCCUGGCCAGGCCACAGCUCCCUGCCUGCAGCCUCCUCUCCCUUCUCCCCCAGCGUCCCUCACAGCAGAUCUAGCGGGCCUUUUCUUUUUUUUCAAGUGCUGUUUCAAAACAGUUGUUACAGCAAUAGCUGCCGAUGGGCCUGCUGGAUGCGCAGGGGCUGGCAGCUGCCCAGGCGGGCGGCGCUCAGCAGCUCCCGUGGUACCAAAAUAAGCUCCCGUGUUCCCCGCGAAGACGGGAAGCAGGCGGCCGCGGGCAUGUCUGGCUCAGCGCACCACCCGCCCCAGGAAACCUCCGGGCCGCCUCUCACUCUCCCUGCUGUCCUGAGCCGACAAACGUUUUUAAUUUCUGAGAAACACGGUGUGGGGAGCUGCAGGCUCUCCUUCCACGGGGAAGGGAGAGGCCGAGGAGACGGGGGGACAGCACGCGGGUCGGGGCUGACCGAGCGGGGCUGUCCAGGGCUCUGCAAUCCCAUCGCCUGGGGUUGCACAAGUGGAUGGGCUCCCCUCGGGCCAGCCCGCAGGGCCAGCCUGGAAUGCAGCCAGGGGCGCUCUCCCACCCCCACGGCGCUGCACACCCACCCCUGGUCUGAGGAGCAGACAGCGGCUGCCCCGUGCAGCCCACUGUGCCCUGACACCUGGGUGCGCACACAGUGCUCGCGCACACGUAUGAUACUCGCGUGCAGUCUCAUUUGUGAGCACACAUCAAACAUGCAUGCACAUGCUCAAACACGUGCACAACACAUACAUGCACACCCAACCACACACCAGCUCUCCAGAGAACCUGCCUUUCCGUGCACAGCCUGGGGGCCCUUGUCCCCCCUGGACCUCUCCCCAGCCCUGGGGCCCACACCCUGUGCCCUGAGAGUGGCGGCAGAUCGAGGUGCCUCUGCUCCUGCCACCUGGAACCCUGAAAUAAUCAGUGUUUCACACGGGGAGGGGGUGUCAGGCGGGUUACAUAAAAUCGUGAAUUAGUCACCGCUCCAACCACACGCCCUGCUUGGGCCCAGAGCAGCCCGGAGCUGGGCUCAGAUUAUCGU
Molecule: messenger RNA, 1411 nt
Organism: Myotis brandtii (Brandt's bat)
Lineage: Eukaryota; Metazoa; Chordata; Mammalia; Chiroptera; Vespertilionidae
Exons: 2
Coding region: 156-1346 (396 amino acids)
Source: RefSeq, a predicted model, not a curated record